This is a messenger RNA of Clonostachys rhizophaga, 732 nucleotides long. NCBI's taxonomy places the organism in Eukaryota, Fungi, Ascomycota, Sordariomycetes, Hypocreales, Bionectriaceae. The record is from the annotation of a GenBank genome assembly.
AUGUCUUCUUUUGAAGGAAAAGUUAUUGCCAUUACUGGCGCAGCCUCCGGCAUGGGCCUUGCCACUGCCCAGCUGCUAGCAUCGCGGGGAGCCCUAAUUUCACUUGCCGACCUUAAUGAGGGUGGUCUCAAACAGGCACAGGCAACUCUUGCAUCUAGCGACAAGCAUCUUUCAAUAUCUGUCGAUGUGCGGGACAGCCAAUCUGUAAACUCAUGGAUUGAGCAGACCGUCAAGAAGUUUGGCAAGCUGGACGGCGCCGUCAACAUGGCGGGUGUCAUUGUUCCCACUACCCCGGUGAAGGAUAUGAAGGACAGUGACUGGGACUUCAUGUUUUCUGUCAACACCCGUGGCGUUUUCAAUUGCAUCAGGGCUCAAUUGAACGCCAUGACGGACGGAGCAAGCAUUGUAUCUGCAGCCAGCGUAUUUGGCCAGUUUGGAGCACCAGGAAACUCGGCGUAUUGUGCUAGCAAAGCUGCCGUCAUCGGCCUUACCCGCACUGCGGCAAAGGAAAACCAGAAGAUCAGAAUAAACUGCGUUUCUCCAGGAUCUGUCAACACCCCCAUGUCUCGCGGCGAAGACCCGGAACAUGUGAAGAAGGGCCUGCAAGUCACUGCACAGAAGCGAAGAGCAGAGCCUUCCGAGAUUGCGACGGUCAUUGCGUUCCUGCUCAGCGAUGAAGCCUCUUUUGUGACAGGAGCUGUUUACAAUGUUGACGGAGGUUGGGUAUGCUAA